AUGAAUAUCGGCAACUCCCCACUCUUCAAGGACAGGGCGCGUCCUGUGCUGCGGCAGACCUUUGCACCGCACGAUCCGGAGGCCAGGCCUCGGAGGGGCACCAUGGACUCGGUCGUCCAGUUCCUACUCGACCGAUCCCGAAUAGACGUAUCCAAGAUCCGCAUCGAGAGAGCAACAGAGGACUCUUGCGAUCUCACCGUGGAGUUCCGUCUCACCAAGACCGGGCCGAUCAGCAGCACGAUCAGCGAAACGGACGUCGGCCUGUCGUUCAAUGGCUUCUGCUUCGCCAGAAUCAGACUGCCCGAAGUGAGGACCAGCUUCUGGGCGACCAGUGUCAAAAUCCAAGGGCAGCGACUCCAAAUCACCGACAUGACCACGUUCAAGGCAUACAUCCGGAGCAUCAUACUAGACGACGAGACAAAGUUCCAGCUCGAGCAGGGCAGAUGCACCGUGACCGCGCUAGGGGUAACGGCAAACUGCAACUACCGCAUGGACAUUCCCAUCCGCGGCAUGGGAGGCCCCAAGGCAAAGUUGCGGAGCUUGAAGCGCCGUGGUGAGGACGUGACGGUGGUGCUCACCAUUGAGAACCCAAGCCCGGUCGAGGUGGAUCUUGGGAAUACCGUCUUUGAGCUUCGAAGCGGUGUUGCGCUUGCGUACGCGGAGCUGAAGGGUCCCUUGAAAAUCACUCGGGGAACCUUUGACUGUGUUCUACAUGGCAAGGCCAAGGCCGGGGCUGUCAUAUCAGCCAAAAUGAGACUGACUGGCAUCUGUGCGGAAGAGGUCUCUUGGUGCCGAGAAGCUGUGCCUUUCUUGGAUUUACCCGUUGAUCAGGAGCACGUCGCGACCGGCCUACCGUCGGCGGGAAUGGCUUCCCGAAACAUGAACCCUCGCCACGGGUCGCGGCAGCCGCCAAAGCAUGACCUCGUCACCCGUAUCCACAAUAGCGCUCUCCAGACGCCCACUGGCCUCGCCGGCCGCUUCGACGUCCCUAGCUCCAACAACCCCAAUCCCGCCGACUCGAGCUCCUCCGAAUCCGACGCCUACACGUCCCGGCCGCGCACCUCUCGCCCCCAGCACGCACGCUCUAUGAGCAACCCCUUUCCCUCGCUCUUCAGCACCAGGAAAAGGAGGCAGGAUUCCACGAGCCGCCCCGCCCCCGACCUCAACGUCGACGGCGAUGACGCUGGCGUCAUGGCCGGCGCCAACACCGGGAAGCAGCCCAGGCCUGGCGCUUCCGCAGCGAGCAGCAAGGACUUUGCCACGGGCAACUGCAUGACCUGCUCGUCGCUCGUCAAGUGGCCCAAGGAUCUGAAGGUGUUCAAGUGCACCAUCUGCUCCACCAUCAACGACCUCGUGCCCGUCCAGGGCGACGUGCGCAGGAAUGCGACCGCGGGCAGGGCUCGCGGAAUGAGCAACGAUCUUCCAGGCGUACCCAUAUCCACACAACACUCCAAGCGACUGGUACAACAAUGUCUCCGCUCGUAUCUCUCAAGGAAGCUGUGCUCGAGGUCUCGAUCCAACUCGGAUACCGGCUCGGCGAAGCGGCCCGGAUCGCCAACCCGCGGCCCCCAAUUGCUGCCGAGUGAUGCGGGCAGAGGCUACGAAAAGCACCAUGAUCGCCAUGGCCCGCCCACGAGCAGCAGCCAGCCAUUGUCCGAAGCCAAAUACGUCUUCGACGAGGAACCAACCUUGCGACCCAACCCGCUGCGCCAAAACAACGCCAUGCCCCGUUCCUACUCAUCGUCCUACCCAGAAAGGCCCACGCUGGCGGUUCCGCCUUCGACGCCAAGCAAUGGUCGAAGGGAACCAUCGACGUCGCGAGACGAGAACCCGAAGCGGAUCUUCAAGCCCCUUGAAGACUACAUUGUGUCUUGUUUUAGCUCGUUUGAUUGCGUCAACUCGUCUUUUUUGACCCAGUCUGCUCGCCCAGCUGGGCGAUCCGGAGGCGACCACUCGAUCCGAAGGAAGCCUGUUCCUCGCGAAAUGCAGGCCACUCAAAAGCCCCUCCCUGAACUCCCGCGCGAGGCGUCUCCCCCAGCAAAUAUCGUCGAAGGGCUAGAUCCGAAAAUGCUGCUCCUGGGCGACUUCGCGGAAAACGGUACUUGGUGGACUGGUGGACAGCAUGGCGGGGGCACGGGCAGCACCCCGUCUGCGAGCAGGCCAGACCAGGUUACAAAGGCGAUCACCUCGGCCAAGUCUCCACAUAUGAAUUGGCAGGAGCUGGAGAGCUGGUAUUCUUCCAUUAUCAACACGGCUCAGGGCUGGUUUGCGGUCUAUGAGGAGAUCUCCCAGGAUCCCAACUUCCAGAGUCCAGCCGAGCUGGGCCUCGAGGCACUGGAGCGCGACUUGCUUGAAGCGCAGGCACAUGUUCAGCGAGUCUUGCUCAAGGCUUCGGAGCUACUCCUCAAGCGACCGGGUCGACCCAUUUCAGAUCCCAGCAGUCUUCGUUUCCUACUGAUACUCAUGGAGAACCCUCUGCUGUACUCGGACGAUCCUGUAUUUAAAGGCAUCCUUCAGCAGGACAGAAUACCGGAGUCAGUGUCCGUUCCAGCGUCGCAAAAGCCUUCAGGGCCGCAGACUGGUCUGCUAUCUGGCCAUCACUCCGGCAUUAUCAAGCGUAUCAUUGGUCUUUUGUCCAAUUCGUCGACCAAUUGCCACAACCAACUCAUUGUCUGGUUUGCGAAAUAUCCGCAGGCGCGCUUUAUUCGUACCAAAGAGUUUGUGUCCGGCUUCUUGACGUAUCGCAUGCUCCGUCAAGGGAACAGGACCCAUCGUACCGAAGUGGACAUCACAGCUGGACUGAUCCCGGAGAUGCAAUCCGGGAGGUCUGCGGGGGCUUACCUGUACGAUGAAAUUGGAUCCGGCUCCUCGAAGAAGCAGAAAGAAUCGGACAAGGUGACUGCCUACUCAGAUGACUGGCAGGUCAAGGCCGCAUCUCGUGUCCUCGCUCUGCUGUUCGCGGCCAACAACUUUCCCGGCAUGAGACACGGGGAUGAGGUAGUGGCAAGCGGAGGGGACGUCCAAGUUGCUGCAGUGCGCGAUGGUGUGCGUGCCAGCGGGCAGGUUUUACCGACGAGCGACUUUUACAACCUCAUGAUAGACAACGCCGAUCUGGUCAACGAUUUCGAGGCAUGGGAAGCAAAGAGGGCAAAGUUCUGUUUCUGCCAGUAUCCCUUCUUGCUCAGCAUAUGGGCCAAAACGAGGAUACUAGAGUACGAUGCUCGGCGUCAGAUGCAGAACAAGGCGCGCGACGCCUUUUUCGACAGCAUCAUGACGCGCAAGAACGUGAAGCAGUACCUGACACUAGACGUUCGCAGGGACUGCUUGGUGGACGACAGCCUGCAGGCUGUGAGCGAGGUCAUUGGAAGUGGGAGCGAAGACAUCAAGAAGGCUCUACGAAUUACCUUUGCGGGCGAGGAGGGCAUCGACGGAGGCGGACUGCGGAAGGAAUGGUUCUUGCUCCUCGUACGCGAUGUGUUUAACCCAGAUCACGGCAUGUUUCUCUACGAUGAGGAUUCCCAGUACUGUUACUUCAACCCGUCCUCCUUUGAGACGUCGGAUCAGUUCUUCCUUGUGGGCGUCGUUAUGGGCUUGGCCAUAUACAAUUCGACCAUCCUGGACGUCGCACUACCGCCGUUUACGUUUCGCAAGCUUCUUGCAGCGGCCCCGGCCCAUGGCCAAGGUGCCUCGGCUCACCCGAAACCGUCUAUGAAGUAUACGCUAGAAGACUUGGCCGAGUACAAGCCGCGCCUUGCAAAGGGACUCAGGCAGCUGCUUGACUACGACGGAGAUGUGGAGGAGACGUUUGCGUUGGAUUUUGUGCUCGACAUGGACAGAUAUGGGACAGCGGUGCAGGUGCCGCUGUGCCACGGCGGAGAGCGCAAGCCGGUGACGAACAGCAACCGACGCGAGUACGUUGACCUUUAUGUCCGGCACAUGCUGGACGCGGCAGUUUCGCGGCAGUUCGAGCCCUUCAAAAGAGGCUUCUAUACGGUGUGCGGCGGGAACGCAUUCUCGCUUUUCCGACCAGAGGAAAUUGAGCUCAUUGUGCGAGGCUCGGACGAGGCCCUUGACAUUUCCUCUCUGCGAGCGGUCGCCGAAUACGACAACUGGGGGACGCGGCAGCCAGAUGGGAAGGAACCAGUUGUCAGCUGGUUCUGGCAAAGUUUCCAGGACGCUACCCCGGCAGAUCAGCGUAAGCUGCUUCUCUUCAUCACCGGCAGUGACCGAAUACCCGCCAUGGGUGCGGCCAUGCUGCCCAUCAAAAUAUCAUGUCUCGGCGACGAUUGCGGACGAUACCCAAUCGCCAGGACCUGCUUCAAUAUGCUGUCGCUUUGGCGAUAUCAGUCAAAGGCGCGACUAGAGGCCAUGCUUUGGCGAGCUGUGCGAGAAAGUGAGGGCUUCGGUCUCAAAUGA
This is a messenger RNA of Purpureocillium lilacinum, 4416 nucleotides long. Its product is annotated as putative E3 ubiquitin-protein ligase. Gene Ontology annotation, biological process: protein polyubiquitination; ubiquitin-dependent protein catabolic process. Gene Ontology annotation, molecular function: ubiquitin protein ligase activity. The record is from RefSeq and is a predicted model, not a curated record. Lineage: Eukaryota; Fungi; Ascomycota; Sordariomycetes; Hypocreales; Ophiocordycipitaceae.